AUGAAUACAGCGCAGGUGGCCAAGGAUAUCAACACCAUUUUCAUUUUCAUCUCACGCGAAGAUGUACCAGACAUCACCACAGCGGAGCCAGUCGACUGCAUAAUUCUCUGCGUUUCAUCCGUCCUCCACAGCGCCGAGACCGUUUUCAAAGCCCUCCAAGCGCGUCCGCAUCUCACGAAAACCCUAGUUCUCUGUGGCGGAAUCGGCCACUCAACCAGAUACAUCUACGAAGCAGUCGCCCGCCACCCCCGGUUCAAGGAUGCCGCAGCCGAGAUCCAGGGCCUCCCCGAGGCCCAGGUGCUCAACGUUCUUUGGACCCGCUUCUUCACCUCGCCAGACCCGAAGGAGCGCGGUCCACGCGUCCUGCUCGAAGACCGCUCCAUCACCUGCGCCACGAACGCCAUCGAAGCGCGCAAAGUCCUCGAGCGCUCCGGCAUCGAUCCUCCCAGCUCCGUCAUCGUCGUUCAAGACCCCACCAUGGUCCGCCGCACGGUCGCGUGCUUCGACAAGGUGUAUGCCGACACGACACCCAAGGCCCCGCGCUUCGUCGGCUGUCCGAUUUUCGUCCCGCUCGUUCGGCCGGCCCAGGAUGGUGCUCAGAUCGAGUACGAUCUGCCGGCUGGUUGGUCGGCAGGGGAUAUGUGGAGCAUGGAUCGGUUUUUGGAGUUGGUCAUGGGUGAGAUACCCCGCAUGCGAGACGACGACAAAGGGUACGGGCCGAACGGCAAGGGUCAUAUAGUUCAUGUGGAUAUCCCGGAUGAGGUUGAGCAAGCAUGGGCACGUCUCAUCGACGCACUUCCUCAUCGCAGAUAUUGA
Molecule: messenger RNA, 816 nt
Organism: Lasiodiplodia theobromae
Lineage: Eukaryota; Fungi; Ascomycota; Dothideomycetes; Botryosphaeriales; Botryosphaeriaceae
Exons: 1
Coding region: 1-816 (271 amino acids)
Cellular component (GO): plasma membrane
Source: RefSeq, a predicted model, not a curated record